Messenger RNA from Drosophila teissieri, 870 nucleotides. RefSeq names its product serine protease grass. Lineage: Eukaryota; Metazoa; Arthropoda; Insecta; Diptera; Drosophilidae. The coding region runs from base 1 to 870 and encodes 289 amino acids. The transcript has 4 exons. Gene Ontology annotation, biological process: proteolysis. The record is from RefSeq and is a predicted model, not a curated record. Gene Ontology annotation, molecular function: serine-type endopeptidase activity.
AUGAUGAGUUGUGAAUUGAGGAGUGCUAUCGCUGGUUUGGCUGUAUUCGCGUGUUUGUUCCUUCGAGUCCAAGGAUCUUCGUCAGUAUUCUUGGAGGAGCAUUGCGGAGUGGUGCCUCAAAUAACCGCGAAAAUCGCCAAUGGCAAACCCACGGAAUUGGGACGAUAUCCGUGGAUGGCCCUCGUGCACACGCCCACCCAUUUUAUGUGCGCCGGAUCGCUCAUCAAUCACUGGUUUGUCUUGACGGCGGGUCAUUGCAUUUUCGACGGAUUGCAAUUAAUUGUUCGCUUGGGCGAAUACCACAGAGACACCGAUAUAGACUGCGACAGGAAGAGGUGCUUGGCUGCCGCGCAGGAGUACCAUGUGGACAUGCUCUUCAGGCACCAGUUAUUCAAUGACAAGGACUACACCAAUGACAUCGGAAUGCUGCGGCUCAACAGGAGUGUUGUGUACAUGCCUCACAUCCAACCCAUCUGCAUUGUCCUCCAUCGUGGUAUACAGCCGUUGGUGGAUGAUGCGACUUGGUUUGAGGCCACCGGCUGGGGACUCCCGUCUGGGGAUGCGAAGGUCUCGUCCCGCGUUCUCCUCGAACUGAAAAUCAACAGCCGACCAAAGGCUGAUUGUGUCAAAGCCCUUAGACAGCACUUGACUGCCGAACAGAUCUGUGUGGGGAAUGAUGACGGCAACCUGUGCAAAGGAGACUCUGGAGGGCCCCAAGGUCGAUACGUCAAUAUCAGCGGCAAAUGGCGGUUCGUCCAGAUGGGCAUCGCCAGCUACACGCAAAGGAAUUGCAGCAAAAUCAGCGUUCUCACGGACGUAACUCGAUAUGGCAAAUGGAUCAAAAAAGUGGUGGAGUGGUAUGGUCGGUGA